Molecule: messenger RNA, 1029 nt
Organism: Aureococcus anophagefferens
Lineage: Eukaryota; Pelagophyceae; Pelagomonadales; Pelagomonadaceae
Exons: 2
Coding region: 1-1029 (342 amino acids)
Biological process (GO): signal transduction; peptidyl-serine phosphorylation
Cellular component (GO): cAMP-dependent protein kinase complex
Molecular function (GO): ATP binding; cAMP-dependent protein kinase activity
Source: RefSeq, a predicted model, not a curated record
AUGUUGCCAAUCGAAAAAGUCCAGUGCACAAUUCGCCUUGACACUCUUGAAGCAAUAUGUCGCUUGGGAGAAGGAGGGUUUUCGACUGUGACCCUCACCAAAGAUACAUCAACCGGGUCCUUCUUCGCGAUGAAGACUAUGGAUAAGUCGUCGGUUGUGAAAAAUGCACUCGCUCGCAAGGUUGUGACGGAGAAACACCUUCUAGAACGUGUCGCCCAGUCACCUUUCUGUCUGCGCCUUCAUGCGACAUAUAUGGACGAUAAUUUCAUUUACAUUCUUACGGAAGUUGCUGAAUGUGGCGACUUAAUGGAACACAUGAUCAAUCUCAACAUCAUCCCAUACAUCAAUGCACGGUACUACACGGCAUGUCUCUGCUUGGGUAUUGCUCAUUGUCACCAGGCCAAAUUUGUCCACCGCGACGUCAAACCUGAGAAUUGUCUCGUUUUUGCCAACGGUCGUGUCAAGCUUGGUGAUUUUGGUCUAUCCAAGGAGCUACCUUACAGCGUUGACCUCGGCGAUGGCACGCGCAGUGUUUGCACGUUGGCAUUUACCAUGUGUGGCACGCCUGAGUUCCUCGCCCCCGAAUUCAUCUUCUCGCGGGGCUAUGAUCAACGUGUGGAUUGGUGGGCUUUUGGUUGUGUGCUUUAUGAGAUGCUUUUUGCGGCCUCGCCAUUCGUAACCAACGACCUAAAGACGACAUUCACCAGGAUCUGCGAUGCCGCCAGUGGAAAGCUGCCCUCGAAUAUGAAGGACGAUCUCAGCCAGACGGAUGAAUCUGCUGCCAGCUUCCUUAAGGGGCUUAUCUGCAACAAGGAAACUCGCCUUGCGGGUUCAGGAAACCUUGGCGAGAUCACUGAGCACCAAUACUUCGACAACUUUCGAUGGGAUCAGUUUCGUGCAGAGACCAUGAAGCCGCCACCAGUCCCACCGAAUAAAGUCCUGGAGGCUAAGCCUGAUUUUGCGGGCUUCUUCCAGAACGAGAUUUCUCCCUUUGAAGGUGAUAACUCAGAAUUUGCAGGUUUCAUAUAG